UCCUCUCUCCCUUCCUCCUCCUCCAGACUUCUACAAGCCAGCUGUGUCUCACAGAGAUCUGAACAGUCGGAACAUUCUGGUGAAGAACGACGGAACAUGUGUCAUCAUCGACUUUGGCCUCUCCAUGAAGUUGACGGGGAACCGGCCGGUACGGCAGGGAGAGGAGGAGAAUGCUGCCAUCAGUGAGGUGGGUACAGUCCGCUACAUGGCCCCAGAGGUUCUGGAGGGGGCGGUGAACCUGAGGGACUGUGAGUCGGCUCUGAAGCAGGUGGACAUGUACGCCCUGGGCCUCGUCUACUGGGAGACCUUCAUGAGGUGUACUGACCUCUUCCCAGGAGAAUCAGUUCCAGACUUCCAGGCAGCGUUCCAGGCGGAAGCAGGGAACCACCCUUCCUUUGAGGACAUGCAGGUCCUGGUGUCCAGAGAGAAACAGAGACCCAAGUUCCCUGAGGCCUGGAAGGAAAACAGCCUGGCGGUGCGUUCCCUGAAGGAGACGAUGGAGGACUGUUGGGACCAGGAUGCUGAGGCCAGGCUGACCGCUCAGUGUGCAGAGGAGCGCAUGGCUGAACUACUGCUGAUCUGGGACCAGACCAAGUCUGUCAGCCCUACUGUUAACCCCACUAGUAGCAGCUGUACCACACUGUACAAUGAGAGAAACCGCAUGGUGCCAAAGUCCGGCCCUGACCCCGCCUCUUCCUUCAUCGAGGAGCAGGAAGGCAUGGCUAAGAACACACAGGGCGACGCCUCCUCCGCUGUGAGUGGCCGGACGAGAGAUGGAGGUGUGGCGGGAGAAAGGAACAGGAACUCUAUAAACUACGAGCGCCAGCAGGCGUCUCACGCCCGUCUCCCCGGCAACCCCGAGGGAGGAAGCCCCUCCGCUGGAACCUCCACCUCCGCCCUCACCACCAUGACCUUCAUCUCAGAGUCCAGCCAGGGUCACGACCCCAACCCUAACCUCCACCUGACCCUGACCCAGGAGGACCUGGAGACCACCAAGCUGGACCCCAGGGAGGUGGAUAAGAACCUGAAGGAGAGUUCGGAUGAGAACCUGAUGGAACACAGCCAGAAACAGUUCUGUUCUCCGGACCUGCUGAGCCCCGCCUCCUCCUCCCUGCUCUUCCCUUUCAUCAAGAUGGCUGCCGAGGCACCUCCCCCCGCCGUGUUCCCUCUCCCCAAGCAGCAGAACCUCCCCAAACGACCCUCCAGCCUGCCGCUCCGCACCAAGCCGACCAAGAAAGACUCAUCCUCUCUGAGGUUUAAGUUCGGUCGCCAUGGCAAGUCCAACCUACGACAGGUAGAGGGCGGAGCUAAGACCAACGGUGUGUCAAACGUCACCGCCAUCUCCGAGCCCCACCGGGUCAGCGCCGUCAACAACCUGCUGGUCCUACGGGACCGCUCUGUGAACGGGCACGCGACCGGGUCCUUGCCAGCAGGGGGCGCCAGCAGCAAGGUGGGGCUCACACUAACUCAGAGCACUAACACUAAUGCUAACCCCCGGAGCUCUGAGGACGGCCAGCAGGGUCUGAUCACUGCCAGCCCAGACGAACACGAACCCCUGCUGAGCAGAGAGAGAGGACAACCAGAUCUCCAGACCUCUAACGCACGGCCCAACAACAACAACAACAACAACAACAACGGACUGGUGCUGGAGGAGGGAGAGGGGGAGAGUGACGGGGGAGGAGAGGAAGAGGAGGAGGGAGCAGGAGGAAGUACCAGUGGAGAGACCCCCUGCCCCCUGGGGGAGAGCUCUGUGUCUGGUUCCUUGUCUGGAUCUGGCCCAAACCCCAACCCUGUCUCCAUGAGAGGUGAAGCCCUGCUCAGGCAGCCUAAAGGAGGCCGGAGGCCGGAGAGACCCAACUCCCUGGACCUGUCCUUCACCACCAGAGACCUGGUCUCACUGGGGGAGGUCUUGGUCCAGAACCAGGGAACAGGGGAGAAGAUUAAGAAGCGUGUGAAGACUCCGUACUCCCUGAAGCGCUGGCGACCCGCCACCUGGGUCAUCUCCACAGAUACCAUGGGGUCAGAGGUGAAUAACAACAGGGGUGAAGGUCAGGCCCGGCCCAAGUCCAGCUCAGCUGUCUAUCUGACCUCUGAACCCAGCGACACCCGCGUCUGAACUCUGACCUUCAGAGGGACAACACAGACAGUAGUGUUGUUAUGACAACAGACAGUACAGUGUUUCCUGGGGAACAGCAGGAGGAAGCUACACAGAGUGUUGUAACAGCAGUUGGUUGUGUCCAGUCCAGUUUCUGUCUCUCGCUUUGUGUCUUUUGAUGACAUUGCUUUAAAUUGAAUCCAGCUAUGCAGCAGUCGCUUCCUUGUGGUUUAGUGGUUUAUAAUCAGGUUUGGUUGGCUUCUCAAUCUGUGACCAUGAGGAAGGCAGGUCUGGAAACAGGUGUUCUGUCUUUCAGCACCAUAAGGGGUUUGCUCCAGAAAUGACUAGCUACGGUCUUAAAGACUGAAUUAUCCACUUUCACCAGUUUUUCAUGCUAUGUUCAUUUGUAUAUUUGAUUAUGUAUCCCUUUUUUGUAUCAUAAUUAAAAUUGUGCAAUAGGAUAUACAGUGGGGAGAACGAUAUGGAUAUGGAUAUGUAUCUCCCCACUGUAGCUUUUAGGUGCUUUGUUAUGUUUUUAACACUUCCAUUGUUUUCUUGUUUCAUUUUUUAAAAUGUAAUCUCUGUGUUGCACUUAUAUAUGGACAAAAUCUCAAUCUUUUAUUCAGUCCGUAAACACUCUAUCGGACAACAACCCUCUCCUUAAAUCAAACAGCUGAAGGACGACCCAGAGUUGGAAUGUUAGUGGGACUGGGGGGACUACAAUCACCAGACAGGACUGGGACUACAAUCACCAGACAGGACUGGGACUACAAUCACCAGACAGGACUGGGGGGACUACAAUCACCAGACAGGACUGGGACUACAAU
Coregonus clupeaformis (lake whitefish) is the source of this 2922-nucleotide messenger RNA. RefSeq names its product bone morphogenetic protein receptor type-2-like. Gene Ontology annotation, molecular function: ATP binding; transforming growth factor beta receptor activity. Lineage: Eukaryota; Metazoa; Chordata; Actinopteri; Salmoniformes; Salmonidae. The record is from RefSeq and is a predicted model, not a curated record. The annotation marks the transcript as partial. Gene Ontology annotation, biological process: BMP signaling pathway; cellular response to growth factor stimulus; protein phosphorylation. The transcript has 6 exons. Gene Ontology annotation, cellular component: plasma membrane; signaling receptor complex.